CCAAAAACCAUAGUCUCCUCUCUCUCUCUCUCUCUCUCUCUCUCUCUCUCUCUCUCUGAGCAAGAACACAUAAAACCAGAGCAAAAAUGGCAGUAGACUCGAACCUCUCAUCGACGUUGGGUCCACCGGCGUGCGAGAAGGACGCGAAAGCUCUGAAAUUCAUUGAGGAGAUGACCCGAAACGCGGACGCCGUUCAGCAGAACGUGCUGGCCGAGAUCCUGACGCGAAACUCCGACACGGAAUAUCUCCGCCGCUUCGGUCUAGACGGAGCCACCGACCGUGAGACCUUCAAGUCGAAGCUUCCGGUCAUCACCUACGAGGAUCUCCAGCCCGAGAUCCAGCGCAUCGCCAACGGUGACCGGUCCCCGAUCUUGUCGGCUCAUCCCAUCUCCGAAUUUCUCACCAGCUCGGGGACAUCUGCUGGGGAGAGGAAGCUCAUGCCCACCAUUAGAGAAGAGCUUGAUCGCCGUCAGCUUCUUUACAGUCUUCUCAUGCCCGUCAUGAAUCUGUACGUGCCUGGUUUGGACAAGGGUAAAGCGAUGUACUUCUUGUUCGUGAAGUCAGAAACGAAGACUCCCGGCGGGCUCUUGGCUCGUCCUGUCCUCACCAGCUACUACAAAUCCGACCACUUCAAGUCACGACCGUACGAUCCGUACAACGUGUACACGAGCCCUAACGAGGCCAUUCUCUGCCCCGACUCGUUCCAAAGCAUGUACACUCAGAUGCUCUGCGGCCUCCUCGACCGCCUCUCGGUUCUCCGGGUCGGAGCCGUCUUCGCCUCUGGCCUCCUCCGAGCCAUCCGGUUCCUCCAAAUGCACUGGCCCCGGUUAGCCCACGACAUCGAAACCGGUUCUCUCGACCAGCAGGUAACCGACCGGUCUGUAAGAAAUUGCAUGGACGGUAUUCUCAAACCGGACCCGGUUCUCGCCCGGUUUAUUCGCGGUGAAUGUGAGAGUAACAACUGGGAAGGGAUCAUCACCAGGAUUUGGCCUAAUACCAAAUACCUAGACGUCAUCGUCACCGGAGCCAUGGCUCAGUACAUUCCCACGUUGGAUUAUUAUAGCGGCGGUCUCCCGAUGGCAUGCACCAUGUACGCAUCGUCUGAGUGCUACUUCGGCUUAAACCUUAACCCGAUGAGCACACCGUCCGAGGUUUCGUACACGAUCAUGCCCAACAUGGCCUACUUCGAGUUCAUACCUCACGACCCGUCGGGUCGCGACCCGCCCCAGGACCUCGUAGACCUCGUGGACGUGCAGAUAGGAAAAGAGUACGAGCUCGUGGUCACGACCUACGCCGGUCUGUGCCGCUACCGGGUUGGCGACAUCCUCCGGGUCACGGGCUUCCACAACUCGGCCCCGCAGUUUCACUUCGUCCGGAGAAAAAACGUUCUCCUAAGCAUCGAUUCGGACAAGACCGACGAGUCUGAGCUCCAGAAAGCGGUCGAGAAUGCGUCCAAGCUGUUGAGCCCGUACGAAACGCGAGUCGUCGAGUACACGAGCUACGCUGACACGAGCACCAUCCCGGGUCACUACGUGGUGUAUUGGGAGCUUCUGGUCAGGGAUCCGAGUAACGGGCCGCGUCACGAGGUUCUGGACCGGUGCUGUCUGGAGAUGGAGGAAUCGUUGAACUCGGUUUACCGACAGUGCCGAGUCGCGGACAACUCUGUCGGGCCACUGGAGAUUCGGGUCGUGAAGAGUGGAACGUUCGAGGAAUUGAUGGAUUACGCGAUAUCGAGAGGAGCGUCGAUAAAUCAGUACAAGGUUCCGAGGUGCGUGAACUUCACGCCCAUUGUCGAGUUGCUUGACUCGCGAGUCGUCUCGGCGCAUUUUAGCGCCGGUUUGCCGCAUUGGACGCCGGAGAGAUCAAGGAGAUAAUGUCGUCAUUUUACAUUUUUUUGUUUUGUUUGUUUUUUUAAUGUGAUUGAGUAAUUGAGAUCUGGGGGGAAGAGAAAAAGUCAAAGGGUAGUGUUUGGUUUGUAAUAUAAGUAGAUUCUUGCUUGUGAUUGUAGCAAUUUUUUUUAAUGAUGUUUGUGGGAUCAAUUAGUGUUUCUGUU
Molecule: messenger RNA, 2053 nt
Organism: Tarenaya hassleriana
Lineage: Eukaryota; Viridiplantae; Streptophyta; Magnoliopsida; Brassicales; Cleomaceae
Product: probable indole-3-acetic acid-amido synthetase GH3.1
Exons: 3
Coding region: 87-1874 (595 amino acids)
Cellular component (GO): cytoplasm
Molecular function (GO): acid-amino acid ligase activity
Source: RefSeq, a predicted model, not a curated record